ACUCAAUAGGCGUGAAGAGCGGGAGAAGGGAAUUGACUUAGAACUUACGAGUUUUUUUGUCGCAUAGCGCAGAUCUAUUCGCAAUUUAUAAUUUGUAAGUUUUAACUUUCAACGAUUUUUUCUGUUUUCGUCAGCGGCGUCAGUGUCUAUUAACGAAUCAAUUUAAUUUCUUUGUUAUUUUUGUUUACACGGUUCAUCGUCUAUGUUCCGUCUGGUGACUUGGGUCGUUUACGUGAUGAUCUGAAAGUUGGUCGAUUAAUAUUUUCAUUGUUUUUGAUUUUUUAUUUCGUCUGAAAAGUGACUGAAAACGGACGAUCAAACAACGAUUAUCAUUUAAUAUGGAAAGUUUAUGCAACUACGUCAGUGACGACGACAACAGUUCGAGUCCUCGAAGAGAAGUCGCUACUAAACUUACCAGAGCUAAUGGAAUGGAAGCAGAUGCAAAUUAUGAACAAGUUACCAUGGAUAUGAGUGAGAUUUUAUUAAAGAAACCAGCCAUUCAGUAUGAUUACACAAGUCGUCCUGGUUAAAUUCAUAUUACCAAAAUUGAAGGAAUCAAACCAUAGUUCAACCAAAUCACCUCCACUUAAAAGUCAAACUUCACCUUCUAGUUCAGCAUCAUCUCCUACUUCUGUAUCGCAGACUUCAAGAUCACGUUAUUCCAGCAAACAUAGAAACCAUAGUGAUACAAAAGAUAGUAGUUCUGAUGAAGAUAAAAGAAGUCAUAUUCGUCAUAGAAGAAAUAAAUCAAGAGAUCGUCACAGUAAAAAGCACUCUCGUCGGUCAAGAAGUCGCAGUUGUGGUAGAAAACGAUCUCGACGAUCUCGUAGUCAUAGUCAUAGUAAAAAACGAUCACGUCGAUCACGCAGCCGUAGUGAAAGGAAUAGCAAUAGUAGGAGAUCCAGCCCACAUUAUAGACAUGAAACAAAGAAUCACAAUAAACACAGUCGGUCUAAAAGUAAAGAAAAAUAUACAUCGUCACACAAUUAUUUCUUAGAAAAGAAGGCUAAUAAUAAACGGCAAAUUUUAGAUAAAUUGGGGAUUGAAUUAAAAGUUCCAGCAGUUGGGAAUUCUGUACUGCCUUCAACUACAACAGUCACCCCUCAACUGUUACUCCAAAAAUCUAUGGAAGCACAAGUUGAAAAAGUGAAAGUACAAACUGGAAUAGAGUUACCAUCUUAUUACAAUCCAGUAGCUGUAAAUCCCAACAAAUAUGCUGAACAGAUUCAAAAACGCAAACUGUUAUGGGGAAAUAAACAAAACAAUGAAGUUGUUAAACAAAUUGAAGAAGCUAAACCAUCUGUAAUAGCUAACAACAAGACUGCAACCAUUUGGCAGUCCACAAAAUUUGGGGAUCAGGAUGGCAAAGUUACUGCCAAAUUCAAAAGACUAAUGGGCAUCAAAGAUAAUGGGAUAGGUGGUGAUAAUCAAACAUCUCAACAAGGACAAUCAAAAGAUAUUAUUAAAAAACAAGAAGAAAUGUUUAACUCAAUGGAAAGUCAAUAUGAAGUUGCUCGCAUGGCAACACAUACUCAUCGAGGGCUGGGUCUUGGAUUCGGUACAUUUCAACAGCGGUAGAUCUUAUCAUUAUAAAUUUAUAUAAAUAUUGUACAUUGAAACCACACUAUUAGUAUUUAAUUUUAGGUUUCUUAAUCUGAAAUCUUUUGUAUAUUUUACACUUAUAAUUUAUGUUUUAUUUAAAUACAUAACAUAUUUUUUGUUGUUGACAUUA
This is a messenger RNA of Aphis gossypii (cotton aphid), 1732 nucleotides long. RefSeq names its product arginine/serine-rich coiled-coil protein 2. The coding region runs from base 505 to 1578 and encodes 357 amino acids. NCBI's taxonomy places the organism in Eukaryota, Metazoa, Arthropoda, Insecta, Hemiptera, Aphididae. The transcript has 8 exons. The record is from RefSeq and is a predicted model, not a curated record.